AAAUCUUGACUGAGGACAGAAUCAACGGAAGCGUGAUCCUGAACUGACAUAAAGAAACCGAAGUUGUCAACUCAGCAUCUGAAAUCUGAAGACCAUGGGCGUCAAAGUAACAUUUGUUCUUGCACUGGUCCUGUGCUUCUGCGCAUUUGGCUAUUCAACUCCCCUAGUGACGAAAUGUGAGAAGAUGGACAAUGGUGCCCUGGUGGAGGAGGACUGUGAGAAUGGGACAGGUGUGUCGUCAGUACCUGGGGAGGCCGACAACGUCUUCGUCGGUGUUGACGAAAAGGGCCGCCGUGUGUUUAAGAUUGCGGGUAACGAUACCUGCUUCAUUGACGAAGAUCCAGCCCCGCUGCCAGCCGAAGUGACUGAGGCCACAAUAGACCAAACAAAGACUCCGGUACUGGUGACUGACCAAGCUGUGUUGGACAGUGUGAAACAAUGGUGCACAGGCGACGUCUAUGUCCUCGUGGCUGACGACACUGCUGUCAGUGGAGACAGGCGCAAGCGAGCCACCUGCUACAGAAUUCGCUGCAGAUACUUCAUCUACAGGGGACGUCUGUAUCGUCACUGCAGAAUUUAUCUGUUCAGAUGUUAGAACACACGGACACAACGUGUAUCCUGAAAACAUCAACAUACAAAAUGUAUUUUCAAAACAUUGAGUAACUGAAAAAUCCUCACACGAGUUCGCUCUUAUUAUUCCAAUAUUUUUGGUGUGUCUGACUUUGUGCCGUUAUCGCUAUUCUUUGUAUGUGUCGAUUUGAAUCUGCAAAUUAACACUGACACCUCUGUAAUAUUUUUGUCCAUUGUGGAAUAAAGUUGUUGUUUGUAUGGAUCAAAA
Messenger RNA from Haliotis rubra (blacklip abalone), 838 nucleotides. RefSeq lists its product as uncharacterized. Lineage: Eukaryota; Metazoa; Mollusca; Gastropoda; Lepetellida; Haliotidae. The transcript has 6 exons. Bases 95 to 595 code for a protein of 166 amino acids. The record is from RefSeq and is a predicted model, not a curated record.